Messenger RNA from Zophobas morio, 1460 nucleotides. Its product is annotated as gut-specific cysteine proteinase-like. The record is from RefSeq and is a predicted model, not a curated record. The coding region runs from base 309 to 1460 and encodes 383 amino acids. Lineage: Eukaryota; Metazoa; Arthropoda; Insecta; Coleoptera; Tenebrionidae. Gene Ontology annotation, cellular component: lysosome. Gene Ontology annotation, molecular function: cysteine-type endopeptidase activity. The transcript is spliced from 7 exons.
UUUGUCCAGUGAACUUUGGUAAAAAAACACUCCAAAUUGACAUUUUAUUAAAUUUCUCUCGAAUAAUAACAUUUCAAGAAACCGAUGUUAAUGAUCCUUGUCUCCGGCAUUUUUGCAGCGUUGUUCUUGAAUGUGCAGUCAUUUAAUAAAUUUGGAGGAGCUAUUUGCUUGAAAGAGAACCAACUGAAGGCGCUGACCAACGCAACACCAAUUUCCUUUUCAGAUCAAAAUGUUCCUGAGAGCUUUGACACGCACGAUCAUUGGCCAAAAUGUCGAUUAGUUAGACGUGUCAUUACCAACUCAGGAUCAUGAGAUUCGUCUUGGAUUUUCGAAAUAUUCCUGAGUACUUUGACGGUGGGCGUGAAUGGAAACACUGUCCAUCCAUUGCACGUGUCGCCCGCAACUUAGAACCAUGUGACGCGUCUUGGGCAUAUGUUUUAGCAGAAACUUUAACCGAUAGAUGGUGCAUCAUGACAAAGGACGAAAAGAAAAAAUUUCAGUUUUCAGGAAACGAUUUAUUUGAGUGCUGUCCGGACUGUUUUAUUGGACGUUAUUGUAACAGUGGAGCACAUUUAGUCAAAGCAUUACGCUAUUUACAAAAAACAGGUGUUACUACUGGUGCAGAGAAUCGCACCGGCUGUAAACCCAUUAUGCCAGCCCUCUCGAAGAAAGAUGUGUUGGCUAAAGAAUUUUGUCAUAGAUUUUGUCGCAUAUGUUAUAAAAGGGCCUCUUAUAAAAACGACAAGAAAUUUAUGACCAGUCUCAAAUACCUUUUUAAUUUCGUAGGAUCAUCAGCGGAUAAUCUUAAAAAGGAAAUUAUGACUAAUGGUCCAGUAAUAACAUGCAUGAAAGUUAGUGAAAACUUGCUACGCUAUGUGAAUGGGGUGUACGUACCUGCAGAAAACGAAACUAUAAUAGGUAAUCUUGAACACUGCGUCAAAAUAAUGGGCUGGGGGGUCGAGCUUAAUGACGUUCCAUUUUGGUGGGUUGUUAAUAGUUGGGGUCUUCUUUGGGGAGAAGAUGGAAAAUUCAAGUUUCCACAAAACAGCACUAAGCUAGGAUUUGGCGGAGUUGCUAUAGCGCCUAUGCCGAAGCCUGACAUGGACUGGCCCGAUGGCGAUGGCGUCCUCUCUUCUGAAUGCAAUAUUUCACUGAACACCAUUUUUUCACUUGAGUAUUCCACAGUUCAAGAAAGGUUUGGCACAGACUUGAUCAAAAAAAUGAUGAUCCUUGAUCCUUGUCCAGGCAUAUUCUUGAAUAUUGUGCAACCAAAAGAUCAAUCUGGAGGAGUUAUUUCCUUGAAAAGGAACCAAGUGGACGAGGUGGCCAACUCAACACCAGUUUCCUUUUCAGAUCAAAAAGUUCCUGAAAGCUUUGAUGAAUCUAUCCAGUUCCUUAUAGGAGUUUAUGUUCCUGACGAAAAUGAAAAAAUAGUACUGUUGAACACUGCGACAAAAUAA